AUGAUCCAUCAAUUCUUUGUUCCUACUGAUGCAGCGGCUAUUUUAAGUAUUCUCUUGAGUUCUCGACCACCUGAUGAUCGUUUGGUGUGGGCAUUUACAUCUAAGGAAGAGUUCACAGUCAAGGGUGCCUAUAAGGUGGCGAUGGCUUCGGCUAACACGGACCAAUCUGGUGAGGAGUCCAAUAGUCAAAACCGUAAGUUAUUCUGGAAAUCAAUUUGGAAGCUUAACGUCCCUAAUAAGAUUAAAUCUUUUGCAAGGAGGGCAAACAAGAAUAUCCUACCCACAAAAGCAAACCUAGAAUUCGUAGAUCUCUUAUGGCAUUUGAAAUUUGUGGAGCAGCAGGGCGAUGAGAUAUUGGAAUUGGUUAUCACAGUAGCAUGGUGUCUAUGGUUUAAUAUUAAUGAAGCUAGACUGGGUAAUGCGAGGGCACAAGCAUCGGCAAUCUUACACAAGGCUUGUUAUUUGCUGGAGGAAUUCCAAGUUGCCAAUUUCAGAUUGUCAUCUCCAGUGAACAAUGGAGAGGUUCGGUGGGCACCACCGCCAGAAUCUAGGUACAAGAUCAAUACCGAUGGAGCUGUUUUCACUAGUUUCCAUUCUAUAGGUAUCAGUCAUUAUCCGAUAUGA
Molecule: messenger RNA, 624 nt
Organism: Quercus lobata
Lineage: Eukaryota; Viridiplantae; Streptophyta; Magnoliopsida; Fagales; Fagaceae
Exons: 2
Coding region: 1-624 (207 amino acids)
Source: RefSeq, a predicted model, not a curated record